Molecule: messenger RNA, 2469 nt
Organism: Necator americanus (New World hookworm)
Lineage: Eukaryota; Metazoa; Nematoda; Chromadorea; Rhabditida; Ancylostomatidae
Exons: 21
Coding region: 1-2469 (822 amino acids)
Biological process (GO): signal transduction; peptidyl-serine phosphorylation
Cellular component (GO): nucleus; cytoplasm
Molecular function (GO): ATP binding; protein serine/threonine kinase activity
Source: RefSeq, a predicted model, not a curated record
AUGCCUUUUGGAUUCUCUCAAUUUUCGCUGUUUCUUAGACAAUUUCGUCAUGGAUCGUCACAGUUGACACGAAAGAGGGAUGCGCCGAUAAUGACGUCAUCGAGUGAGGGCGAGAUCCUACAAGUAUCGCAGGUCAUCAGAGAGCGAUGGAAAAUCAAGCAGAAGAUAGGCGGCGGUGGAUUUGGCGAAAUUUACGAAGCCAUCGACAUCCAAAAUCACAAUGAACGGGUAGCUGUAAAGGUUGAAUCUAGCAAAGCUGCAAAACAAGUGCUUAAAAUGGAAGUGGCCGUUUUACGUCGACUUCAAGGCAAAAAGCAUGCGUGUAAAUUUUACGGGUGUGGACGGAAUGACAAAUUCAACUAUUUGAUAAUGAGUCUGCAGGGGAAAAAUCUUGCAGACCUUAGAAGAGAGGCACCAAAACAAUGUUUUAGUUUAAGCACUGCUAUACGAUUGGGUGUACAAAUAUUAAACGCUAUUAGGGAAAUACAUUCAAUCGGAUUUCUUCAUCGAGACGUUAAACCGUCUAAUUUCGCUAUGGGACGUAGUACGGCAACGAUGCGUAAGGUGUAUAUGCUGGAUUUCGGCCUCGCUCGACAAUACCUCAACGCUAAGGGAGAAAUUCGAAGUCCGAGGAGCGCUGCCGGCUUCCGAGGGACUGUUCGAUAUGCGGCCGUGUCGGCACAUAAAAAUAAGGAAAUGGGCAGACAAGACGAUCUAUGGUCGUUAUUCUAUAUGAUGGCCGAAUUUCUUCAAGGACAAUUACCAUGGCGAAAAAUUAAGGAUAAAGACGAGGUGGGACGAAUGAAAGAGGAUGUCGAUUUGGAUCUGUUGUUAGAGGAUUGUCCUGGUGAAUUGUACCAGUUCGCUGCUCAUCUAAAAACAUUAUCUUAUCCAGACACGCCUGACUAUGACCUUCUGGAGAGUUUACUAGUCCAAGUGAUUCACAAGAAUUCCAUCUCUAUGGAAGAACCGUAUGAUUGGGAGCUUGGAUACGAGAAUCUCUCCGGUCGUGGUAGAGCUAACGGUAAUAUCUCAGCACGAAUGAAAUCGCAUACGACAGCAGUUAUCCGAGAUCAACGAUACGAGGACAAGAAUAGAGCGCUUGACACUCAAGCUCCAAUAACUAUGGGUGAGGAUGAGGAUGAGCAGACGAACGGUCAAUGUCCACAAAUCAUGCAUCAAGGCGAUAUUGGUCACGAUAAACCCGAGAAACCUAAGUAUAAACGGCAUGAGUUCCUCAAACCCAAACUAGGAAUGGUGAACAUGGAUGUGAUCGAUGCGGUUAACGCCCGGCUUGCAGCCUGUGACGACAACAAUGGUGGAAAUAAUCGUGAUGUAGAGGCUAAUUUCAACCUUCCUUACACGAUUCUUCGACCACAAAUAGCUGAAACAUCCGCUUCAGUAAAUAAGGCCAUAAUAGCUCCGAUCGAUAAAACAAGCAGAAGCAACAAAUCGAUAACGAUUUCGUUGAAUAAACGCUACAAUAAAAGGCCUUCGACGACGGGAAGCAGUGAUGGUGCGAUUGCGGACGAGUUAUCCGGGCAGAACCAGAAAACUGCGGUCACUACGGUUCCCAGUAAAUGGCAAGCUUCAUUUGACGCCUCUUGUGAUGAUAUAUGUGAUAGCAAAGAGCAACAAAAAGACAUACUUGACGUGAACAAAUCAAGGGAACCAAUCGCUAUCUCAUCUACUAACCGCUGGAAUCCGCUUCCACAUGCCCGAAGCGAUGCGUCUUUGAGUGCACAGCAUGUACAACAAGAAGUUGUGUCACCUGCCAAUCACUAUUCUCCGCUAUCAGGUCGACGUCCAUCCGGCAAAGAACAACAACAACCACCACCACAACAACAACAUCAGCAACAACAACAACAACAACAACAACAACAACAGGAACGUCCUCCAAUGCAUCGAACGCACAGCUGUGGUGCUCCUCAGUCAUCGAGCCUCAUUUCUCAUUUUAAGGGGCUAAUAAAUUCUUUCAACAAUCUUGGCUGUGGAAGCCGGCUCACACGAGGGAUUUCUGUUGAUGAAGCGACACGAGCAGCAGCUGAACAAAAUCGAGACACUAGUUACAAACUUAGAAGCAGCGCUUCUACGGGUUUGCGAAUUUCGCCUGCCGUUGCGACGACGAAAGUUUCGGCGACGCUGGAUGUUCAGCAAGAUUGCAACGAUGACGAAAAAGAACAACGACGGCAACGAAGGCUUCGACGUAGAAGUGUGGAAGGCAGUAUAAGAAUGCCAGUACCAACGAUCACAACUACCGUACCCGAAACACCGCUCUCACCACUACGACAUGGAAUCGUUCAACGAUCCGUCGUUCACGCUCCGGUGGAGACAAUGAUGAAAAUGCGUGAAAGUGCACCGGAUGAAGAAUUUCGUAUUCCACUUGAGGACAAUAAUAAACCGAUCCUCUUCUACAAGCGGAAACGAUAUCAAUUCUUGAAUUUCCCUAGAGCUUCAUCGAAAUCGUAG